This is a messenger RNA of Ananas comosus (pineapple), 743 nucleotides long. Its product is annotated as cysteine proteinase inhibitor 1-like. The coding region runs from base 79 to 474 and encodes 131 amino acids. The transcript has a single exon. The record is from RefSeq and is a predicted model, not a curated record. Lineage: Eukaryota; Viridiplantae; Streptophyta; Magnoliopsida; Poales; Bromeliaceae. Gene Ontology annotation, molecular function: cysteine-type endopeptidase inhibitor activity.
UAGGACUCCCCUAAUAUGUAGUGCAAAUCAAUUUAACCACCAUAUAUAUUCCUUUAACUCAGUUCCCCUCUCACCACCAUGAGAUCCUUCAGUGCAUUUCUCCUUGUUUCUUCUCUUUUCCUUGUAGUUACGAUCACCGCUGGCGCCGCAGUUUCUGUUCAUCAUGACGCAGAGAAGCCACUGAAUUCCGGAGGGUGGCAGCCGAUCAAGAACGUGUCGGACCCGCAUGUCCAAGAGAUUGGCAAGUUCGCGGUGGCGGAGUACGACAAUAAGUCGAAGGCCCAACUGGUGUUCCAAGAGGUGGUGAAGGGCGAGACCCAGGUGGUGGCGGGCAUCAACUACCGCUUAACUCUCAAGGCGAGUGGACAGGUGAAGAUCCGCGGCAACGGCGCCGUCGUGGUGGGGGAGUACGAGGCCACGGUGUGGGAGAAGCCGGAUGGGACCCGGCAACUCACGUCGUUUAAGCAAGUUUAGUAGUAACCAUGCAUACAUGCAUGGGUGCGCGUUGUUCGACCGAUGCAACGUGAGGAGCGUACGUGCAUGGGCAUCUAUAUAUGAUGACGUUGUAGGCGGGAUGAAUAAUGCAUGGUGUUACCUUGUGACCUAAUUAAUGGUUUUUUCCCUAAUGAAUAAUAGUAAUUAAUGUAUGGUUUGUUCUCGUUACUGAAUGCCGAUUCAUUGUCAGGUUUUUUUUCGUUUAAAUUUACGAAAACAACAAUUUAUAAGCCAGAGCUUAAUAUUAU